GUGUCUACGCGGGUAACUUUAGAAAUAGUCGGUGUUCCGUGUGCGAUAACGGACCCGGAAAACCGUUUCUUCACCCCAGCACUCGGUGAGUAUGCAGCUACACGAGUAUCUGCAGAGUUUUAAUGUCACAUUAUGCAGGCACCUCAUAACCAGUCUGCUCACCUUAAUGAAUGGCAGAUGAACCUCUGUGCUCUGACCUCUAGCACCUGUUCACCAAGGCAGAAGGCAGAUGUGUUUCGUGCACAUAUAGCAAAGAUUCAGUAUGCAUGGGCAAACUCUGAGAUCUCCCAGGCAUCAGCACUCCACCUGUUCAAAAAGUAUUCUGAAAAGUGCUCUGCCAUUAUUGACUCUGACAAAGUGGAGACUGGCCUAAAUAACUAUGCAGACCGUGUUUUGAGUCUAGCCAGAUGUCGGCAAAAUGACAGUGAGAAGUGGCAGUCUUCAUUUACAGCCAAUAAUAUCUUCAAAUUGAAAAGUGUGCAGGGCAUGAUUGAGACCGCCAGAAGAAUCCAAAAGUCUCUGCUGGCUUCAGAGGAUGUAUCUGUGAGAGUUGAUAACUGGGUCAGUACAACUGGAAAUUCACUGGUUCAGAGUAAUAAUGUCCUCAACUGUUCAGGGCAUAAUGAACCACAAACUGCCUCAUUAAAAUGUGAUAUGCCUAAGGGAAACCCAGAUGCAGUUCAGAACAAACCAAUUCUCAUGAAAGAUUUUUCUACCUCAGCCAGCUUGCCAAAUGCUGUGCUAAGGAACAAAAUUGUCACAGCUCCGGCUUUUGGAAAAAAUGAGUCGGCUGUUUCAACAAAGUCACAGAAUCUGAAUGUAUUGCCAUCUAAUAUAUCUGCAAGGUUUACAGGUUUUGGGAAACGGAAAGCUUCUGGAGAUGAACACCAGGAUUCACACACUGCUAGUUUAGUCCAGAGUCCACUGGUGAACAAGCAAGCAAGUGAAACUAGUUUUAAAACGGCUAAAGAACAGCUGUGGGUUGAACAGCAAAAAAAAUAUCAGGCUUCUAAUUUAUAUUGUAGUGCUAAAAGAUCAUUGGGAGCUGCUCGUUCACGUGGACUUCAUGGGAAAUUUGUUCCUCCAGUUCCAAGGGGUAAUGGUAAUGAGGGUCAAAGCAUGCAAAGGAAAAAUUAUGAACCUAGCAUCAAUGAGAUGAAUUUGCCUUGUGAUGAUCAUCUGAAAAACAUAGAACCAAAAAUGAUUGACCUGAUUAUGAGUGAGAUAGUAGAUCAUGGUCCUCCACUGAGAUGGGAUGAUAUUGCUGGGUUGGAAUUUGCCAAAACUACCAUAAAGGAAAUAGUUGUUUGGCCAAUGCUAAGACCAGACAUUUUCACUGGUCUAAGGGGCCCUCCUAAAGGAAUUCUCCUGUUUGGUCCACCGGGAACAGGGAAAACUUUAAUCGGCAAGUGCAUUGCUUGUCAAUCAGGUGCAACAUUUUUUAGCAUCAGUGCAUCAUCACUAACUUCCAAGUGGGUUGGAGAGGGAGAAAAAAUGGUCCGUGCAUUGUUCACAGUGGCAAAAUGCCAUCAGCCUGCAGUGAUUUUUAUUGAUGAAAUUGAUUCACUUUUAUCUCAGCGUGGAGAAGGAGAGCAUGACUCUUCAAGAAGGAUUAAAACAGAGUUUUUGGUACAGCUAGAUGGUGCAACUACUUCCUCCGAGGACCGUAUUCUUGUAGUGGGUGCCACUAAUAGGCCUCAAGAAAUAGAUGAAGCUGCUCGAAGAAGACUUGUUAAAAGAUUAUAUAUUCCGUUGCCAGAAGCAUCUGCAAGAAAGCAAAUUGUUGUCAAUUUAAUGUCAUGUGAGAAAAUCAGCCUCACAGAUCAAGAAGUGGAUUCUAUAGUCUUACAAGCUGAUGGCUUCUCUGGUGCCGAUAUGACACAACUUUGUAGGGAAGCUGCUCUUGGUCCUAUACGUAGCAUUCAGGUAAUGGAUAUCUCAACCAUAACCCCUGAUCAAGUACGACCUAUUGCGUACAUAGAUUUCCAAAACGCAUUUCAGACAGUGCGUCCUAGCGUCUCACAAAUGGAUUUGGAAUUGUAUGAGAACUGGAACAGAACUUUCGGCUGUGGGAAAUAAAAUUCUGGUAUAUAUUUUCCAAGGAGUGGAAAUGGUGUCUGUAUGCAUAUGUUACUAAUGUUGUGACUGACUAGGUUCUUUUUUUGAUGAAUAAAUGCUCUACAAUCUUUUCUUCAUACUUUUUAAAAACCUUGAAUGUGUAUUAGUCCAAUUGUUAUAUAGUAAAGGAAGUGUGUAUAAGAUGCAAAUGUUCUUUUGGCAUUAAAGUAUGUUGGUCUGUUAUCCAAAUCUUGUGUUUUUACAAGUUUGUGCAGUAAAUAAACUUACAUGCUAGUGUCUUACCUA
Spea bombifrons (plains spadefoot toad) is the source of this 2364-nucleotide messenger RNA. It is a transcript of the gene FIGNL1, whose product is annotated as fidgetin like 1. The record is from RefSeq and is a predicted model, not a curated record. The transcript has 2 exons. Lineage: Eukaryota; Metazoa; Chordata; Amphibia; Anura; Pelobatidae. Gene Ontology annotation, molecular function: microtubule severing ATPase activity; ATP hydrolysis activity; ATP binding. The coding region runs from base 133 to 2079 and encodes 648 amino acids.